AGAGAGAGAGAGAGAGAGAGAGAGAGAGCGCAGCACCAGCAGUCUGACAAAGCCACACUCCCUCGAAGUUUGACAUCGCCAGCAGGCUACAGAGGCAGUCCUGCUCCGCCGCUGCCAUGGAGCCUCGGAAGUGUAUUGGAUGUGUAUUGAUUGGAGUUUACCUGUGGGCGACGUUCUGCUGUCAAGGUUGCCAUGGGGGUGUGUACCAGAGGAAGCUGUACCACGACCUGAUGGUAAACUACAAUCGGCUGGAAAGACCCGUUCAAAACGACUCUGCGCCUAUCGUGGUGGAACUCGGCCUCACUCUGCUACAAAUCAUUGACGUGGAUGAAAAGAACCAAGUGUUGAUCACGAAUGCCUGGCUGCAGCUGCAUUGGACAGACAUUUACCUUUCAUGGAACGCAGAGAGCUACCCUGGGGUUCAGAACCUGCGCUUCCCUUCCAAUCUGGUGUGGGUGCCAGAUAUCCUCCUCUACAACAGUGCUGAUGAGAGAUUCGAUGCUACAUUCCACACAAAUGUGCUGGUAAAUGCUUCCGGAUCUUGCCAGUACAUCCCACCAGGUAUCCUGAAGAGCACCUGCUACAUUGAUGUACGGUGGUUCCCCUUUGAUGUGCAGAAGUGUGACCUGAAGUUUGGCUCCUGGACCCACAACGGCUGGCUGCUGGACCUCCAAAUGAUGGAUGUGGACAUCUCUACCUACAUACCCAACGGGGAAUGGGAUCUUGUAGGUGUGCCGGCUAAGCGUAAUGAGCUGUACUACGACUGCUGUAAGGAGCCCUACCCUGAUGUGACGUUCACUGUCACCAUGCGCCGCAGGACACUUUAUUACGGCCUCAACCUGCUCAUCCCCUGCGUGCUCAUCUCUGGUCUGGCCCUGUUGGUCUUCCUGCUCCCUGCUGACUCUGGAGAGAAAAUCUCACUGGGCAUCACAGUGCUGCUGUCUCUAACGGUGUUCAUGUUACUGGUAGCAGAGAUCAUGCCUGCCACUUCAGACUCUGUUCCUCUGAUUGCUCAGUACUUUGCGAGUACCAUGAUGAUUGUGGGCUUGUCUGUAGUCGUAACAGUUCUGGUGCUGCAGUUUCACCACCACGACCCACAUGGAGGGAAGAUGCCUAAAUGGAUCCGAGUCAUAUUACUCAACUGGUGUGCCUGGUUUCUCCGUAUGAAAAAACCUGGGGAGGAAAAGAAAACAGCUGUGAGUUCCAGUAGCCCCAUAAACUACAAGUACUCCCACCCUCCUCCUCACCAUACCAGUACCAGCAGCAUUCAGAUGACCACCAUACCAGGCCAGGCAUCCAACCAGUCAACCACCAGCAAUGGAAACAUGAACAUGUACUUUGGCUACCACUCAAUGGGCACAGACAACCCUGCGUUCCCACCAAGCACUGAUUCGGGUGUGGUGGUGUGUGGCGGCGGUGGCCAUCCUAACGGAUCCUCCCAACAUGACCUCCACUCAGAACAGAUGCGGACUUUGCUGCUGGAGCAGGUUCCAGAAAUUUCCAGGAUUCUGGAGGAAGUGCAAUACAUUGCCAGGCGCUUCCGGGAUCAGGAUGAGGGAGAGGCAAUCUGCAGCGAGUGGAAGUUUGCAGCAGCCGUGGUGGAUCGGUUAUGCCUAGUGGCCUUCUCGCUCUUCUCCAUCAUCUGCACCUUCACCAUCCUCAUGUCAGCUCCCAAUUUCAUUGAGGCUGUGUCAAAAGAUUUCACAUAAGGCUGAUCUUUUUCCGUGUCUGAGAGAGGCAAAUUUAACUAACUUUAGAAAUCUUGACAUAAUUAGAACUUUACCACACAAAAAUCCCUGCUACAACAACAUGAAGUCACACAUUAUUUUAAGUGUUUAGUACAAGUCACAGUGCAUCACAACCAAACCUUUCCACUAUCUUCACAUGUCUGUCACUAAUAUAUGGUUUAUGGAGUUGAUGUGAUAUUUUUCCCUUCUAAAGUGGCUCUCUUAGCUAGCACUGUACAUACAGUAUGCCACAUAGGAGGUUGAGGCUACAUGUUGUAGAAACUCAACUCAACUCACUAAUGCACUUUUCAUCUGUGUCCCUGCUGACAUCCUUUCCCUGCCACCACUUGGUCUUCUUUUGCCUACUCUUCCACUUCCUGUAGCUUGUAGCUUGAGAAGUUCCAUACAGCACAGUGUCAUUGGGUCAAUUAACUGAUGAAGAGUUUAUCUCAAGCCUGUAUUCUAGGAAGGCCAGUUGUUUGUAUUUUGUAACUAAAUCUACAUCUUGCUUUAUGAAUGUGGUGGAUUUGAGAAUUUUUUUAUGUUUAUCAAAUUAAUGAGAACUGCUGACAUGUUUAAACUCACAGCACUGU
Molecule: messenger RNA, 2320 nt
Organism: Scatophagus argus
Lineage: Eukaryota; Metazoa; Chordata; Actinopteri; Scatophagidae
Gene: chrna8
Product: cholinergic receptor, nicotinic, alpha 8
Exons: 10
Coding region: 117-1709 (530 amino acids)
Biological process (GO): regulation of membrane potential; nervous system process; signal transduction
Cellular component (GO): synapse; neuron projection; postsynaptic membrane
Molecular function (GO): acetylcholine-gated monoatomic cation-selective channel activity; transmembrane signaling receptor activity
Source: RefSeq, a predicted model, not a curated record